Spirometra erinaceieuropaei is the source of this 825-nucleotide messenger RNA. NCBI's taxonomy places the organism in Eukaryota, Metazoa, Platyhelminthes, Cestoda, Diphyllobothriidea, Diphyllobothriidae. The record is from the annotation of a GenBank genome assembly.
AUGCUCGAUGCGUCGUUGUCCUCAGAUGACACUAAACGCAGGGCCAGCAGCGCUCGGGUUGGCCGGAGAGGCUCUGGCCUCCCCAGUAGCGAGGAAUUGCAGUGGGUGCGGGAGAACACGGAGUGGGAGCGUUGUUCGACAACACCGAGGGUGGCCCGUUCCGUACGGCUCAAAAACUCCAACGAACGUCGACGAUUACAAACUGUCAGACUGUCUCUUGAUCGCCAGCUAGAGCGAGAGCUACGCAGACUGGACUUCGAACGCAAUGAGUUUGUGGAGGCUCUCGAACGCGCCAGUGGCCGACCUCGGACCGCAGUCUUGCGUAGCGGCACUAGCCAACUAUUCGAAACUCGCGAAGCUCAAUCUCGGCUCUCUUCACCGACAGCUACAGUAGCAACAGGACUGGACGUUGAAAAGAGGCCACUCAUUGCAGCUGAGCUGGGUGUCGGUCGUCUGCGUGUCCUGACCACACCAAACACUCUUUGUGCUAGUGAAGGUUGCAGUCCCAAUAAUCCCUCGCCGAAACCUCUUUGGAGUACAUUGAGAUCAAACAAUUUGCCGGCUGGUGAGGUCGCGCAAGCAAAAGAUAACAGAUCACCGGUCGGUAGUUCAGGACAGUCCGUGGCCGCUGUUGCUCUUAGGCGGAAAAAGACGAAGGCGGAAGGACGCGGGGAUCGACUGUCGUCCGGAAAACCCUUCUUUUUCCUCUCUUCAGGAGAGCCAUCCUCCUUGGACAUACGACGGUUAGCACAUUUGCCGAGCACACCUUCCCUGUUGCGUUAUCAUUCGGCUGGGGCACUGUCAAAGAAGCCGGUGGAUUUUUAA